Moneuplotes crassus is the source of this 1669-nucleotide messenger RNA. The record is from the annotation of a GenBank genome assembly. Lineage: Eukaryota; Ciliophora; Spirotrichea; Euplotida; Euplotidae.
UAUUAAUAAAAAUGGGAAAUAAAGAAAUAGUUCCGGCAACACAUCAAGAGAUUGAUGAAUAUUUCAAAACAGAAGCAUUUACCAUUAGUAAAAGUUGCAAUGUAGACAAACUCCAAACCAAUAUAUCUGAUCUUGCAAUGUAUGUGGGAGGGCAGAAGCUCCUUGAAGAACUUUGGAGUAGUAAGAAGGCAACAUUCGGAGAUAUAUUAAAUAAAUAAAGAGUUUUGUAGAAGAGGAGUUCCAGACUCCAUAAGAAGAAAAUUAUUCUUGAUGCAUUUCGACCUUGAACCUUUGAAAUGACAGGUAGCUUAUAAAGCAGCUUAUGAUGGAACAAAUGAAGAAGAAAUAGAAAUCCUGCAAGAAGAUAAGCCUUCUCAACCUUUUCUAGUGAAUCAUUGUCUGAAUGAAGCUGGAGAAAGAAAUCUUGAAAUUAUUGUCCAUCUUCUACACAAGCAAAAGUUUAUCGAGUACUCUCCAAUUCUAAUAAAUACCAUCUCGAUCCUUUUAAUAUAUUUACCAGUUGAAGAAGCUUAUUGAGUUGUCCAGAAAAUGAUGGAAGAGUCUUCCAAAUUAAUUGGAAAAUCUAAAUCUAAAAAGAUGAUGAGAUGGUACUUUUCGUUUACCAAAACUGACUAUUUCCACACACUAAGUGCUUUCAUUAUGAGCUAUAUUGCUACAACAAAAUUUAAGAAACGGUCAAUAUUAAUCCACCUCCAAUCAAUAGGAUAUGACUUAAAUGAACUUCUUGAUGAGAUGUUCAAAUACUUCUUCCAAAGUUAUCUCAAGAUAGACUACGUCAUCGAUAUCUUUACCUUCUAUUACCUUGAGGGUAUUAAAGUCUUGUUUAGAUUUGCAUACGCCACUUUAAAAGUUCAUAAAUAAGAGAAUCAAGGAUAUAGUGGACCCUACAAAGUUUAAAGAUCAAUUCUUAAAGUUUGCCAAAGAUAAAACAGAAUGGGAUUAUCUUCAUGAGAGAGCCUUUAAAUAUAAACUGACGCAUAACCAUUACGAUAUCACUAAGACUGAUGAGGUAAUUCUUCAAGAAGAAAGAGAAGAGUAUAAAAUAGUUAGUGACUUCCUCCCUAAUGUAAAAGAAUGACCGAGUGAGAUUCUUAGCUUGAAACAAUUUUACAGGCUAUGGAUGAUGCUUCCCGAAUACUGACAGAUUAGGGUCCCUGAUCAAAUUUACUCUGGAAAUAAUGAUGGAUUCAGUUUAUCUACUCUCUAUGCGAAAUGAAAUGCUUACCAUAAAGCUAUGUCAGUCAAAUUCGUAUUCCUUAUCAUCAAGACUGUUGAAGGAGACAUCUUCGGAGGAUUCAUCGAUAACGUUAUCUACAAGAGUGUUACAAAGUUUUAUGGAUCUUCAGAAUGCUUUUUAUUUUCAUUUAAUGAAGAUAAAAGCUCUAAAAUCAAGAAAGCCACUUCAGAUCCUGAAGAAAGUAAGGACAGCAAAGACAGCAAGGAAGAAGAAGAGAAAUUAGAGCAAAUAUGAGUAGGAGGCAUGGACUACUUUGCUAUGGGAAGUGGAGGAGAUGGCCCAGCAAUUUAUUUGAAUGAAUCACUACAAGAAGGCCAAACAAAUUGCUCAGAUACUUUUGGGAACGAACGACUCACUUCAAAUAAAAGUCAUAAGUUCUGAGUACAAAAUAUAGAAGUGAUUUUGAUUUAA